UGACGUCAGUGCAGUCCCACCUACCUCUUUUUACAUAAGAUUCCCGGAUGCGGCUUCUCUUUUCGAUCUUUCCAGAAGCCCCAGCAUAGCAGAAGGCAGGGAGACGAACAACUAGUCUGUAUUUUAUAGGUUUGAUUAAUUGAGUUACAGACGUUGCUAUCUACACAUUGACAAAAUGGUGAAAGAAACUGGUUAUUACGAUGUUUUGGGUGUAAAACCGACUGCCUCACCAGAUGAACUCAAAAAGGCCUACAGAAAGCUUGCUCUGAAGUAUCAUCCAGAUAAGAAUCCUAAUGAAGGUGAAAAGUUCAAACAGAUUUCACAGGCAUAUGAAGUGCUUUCUGAUGCCAAGAAGAGAGAUUUAUAUGAUAAAGGGGGUGAGCAAGCCAUUAAAGAGGGAGGCAUGGGAGGAGGUGGCUUUGGCUCACCGAUGGACAUUUUUGACAUGUUCUUUGGAGGUGGUGGACGAAUGCAACGUGAGAGAAGAGGUAAAAAUGUUGUCCACCAAUUGUCAGUAUCCUUGGAUGAUCUAUAUAAUGGCGCAACAAGAAAGCUAGCACUACAGAAGAACACAAUCUGUGACAAAUGUGAAGGACGUGGAGGUAAAAAGGGCAGUGUUGAAUGCUGCCCAAAUUGCAGAGGUACGGGUAUGCAAAUAAGAAUCCACCAAAUAGGACCAGGAAUGGUUCAACAGAUACAAUCUGUGUGCCAAGAGUGUCAAGGACAGGGAGAACGAAUCAAUCCUAAAGAUCGGUGUAAGAACUGCACUGGUCGGAAAAUUAUCAGAGAGAAGAAGAUUCUUGAAGUUCAUAUUGACAAAGGUAUGAAGGAUGGCCAGAAAAUCACCUUCUCUGGUGAAGGAGACCAAGAACCAGGACUGGAGCCUGGUGAUAUCAUUAUCGUAUUGGAUCAGAAAGAUCAUGCUGUUUUCACAAGGCGUGGUGAAGACUUGUUAAUGCACAUGGAAAUUGAGCUUGUAGAGGCUUUGUGUGGAUUUCACAAACCUAUUGUUACAUUGGAUUCUAGAACUAUAAUCAUCACAUCACAUGCUGGUCAGAUUGUUAAACACGGGGAUGUAAAGUGUGUGUUGAAUGAAGGUAUGCCCAUCUACAAAAGACCAUAUGAAAAGGGUCGUCUCAUAGUCGAAUUUCAGGUCAACUUUCCAAGCAAUGGCUUUAUUUCGCCAGACAAGCUGCCUAUGUUAGAGAAACUACUACCUCCAAGGAAAACCAUUGAAGAGUCAGAGGAUAUGGAGCAAGCUGAAUUAAUGGACUUUGAUGGAUCACAACAAAGAUGUGGCCAUUACAAUGGAGAAGUAUACCAUGAAGAUGAUGAUGACCACCCAAGAGGUGGUGUUCAGUGCCAGACCUCCUAAGCCAAUCAAACAUCCUUUAUUUUCAAAUGUGACCCCCCCCCUCCCCUUAAGGCAACUUGAGGUUGUUGAAAAUAUGCAUUUUGGGCUUUAAGCCAUUGUGAUAUUCACUAUUGUCCUUGAGGGGCCUAUAAGACGUUGUUGAGCAAUGCAUUUUAGGUCUCCAGCACAUGUUUUCAAUCUUCUUUGUAUUUGUAAACACCCCAGCACAAAGAUUACAACUAAGGAUUACAUACUCUACAUGUUUUAAUAUCCAACCCUAAAUGUGUUCUGACAGAAUGCGAAAUAAAAUCUAAAUUAAUGUUCA
This is a messenger RNA of Bombina bombina (fire-bellied toad), 1679 nucleotides long. RefSeq names its product DnaJ heat shock protein family (Hsp40) member A1 (gene DNAJA1). Lineage: Eukaryota; Metazoa; Chordata; Amphibia; Anura; Bombinatoridae. Bases 176 to 1375 code for a protein of 399 amino acids. Gene Ontology annotation, biological process: protein refolding; response to heat. The transcript has 9 exons. Gene Ontology annotation, cellular component: cytosol; cytoplasm. Gene Ontology annotation, molecular function: Hsp70 protein binding; ATP binding. The record is from RefSeq and is a predicted model, not a curated record.